Messenger RNA from Microtus oregoni (creeping vole), 1128 nucleotides. Its product is annotated as ATP-dependent RNA helicase DDX51-like. NCBI's taxonomy places the organism in Eukaryota, Metazoa, Chordata, Mammalia, Rodentia, Cricetidae. Gene Ontology annotation, cellular component: nucleus. Gene Ontology annotation, molecular function: nucleic acid binding; ATP binding. The transcript has 6 exons. Bases 10 to 1128 code for a protein of 372 amino acids. The record is from RefSeq and is a predicted model, not a curated record.
GCUGCGACUAUGGCACUAUUCCACGUAGCACGGUACGCAGGCCCGGAGGCUUCCGGACUGGGGGAUGCAGAGAUAGAGGCGGGUAGCCGGUCACCAGUGCUGCUCGAGCGGCUGCAGAACCGAGCCGGUGAGCGGCAGCAGCAGGAACCGAAGCCUGAACCCGCCGGGGAGGCCUCGGAAGCGGCAGGCAGGCGGCGUCUACGGCCCCCGCGGCGGCGUGGCUGCUCUGUGGCUCAGAGCCCGGAGGCCCCUAGGGCGAAGCGGCAGAAAGCGGACUACAGUGUGCAUGCAAGUGGGCUAUGUGGCCGAGGUGUGGACGGGGCUUGGAGUCUUUUUCCUGGGUGCGCUGCGGAGUUUAUGUCCCCUCUGUUGUUGUGUCGCGCGGGGAGAGGCGAAGAGUCGCCUGGAGAGCUCAACACCGACUUAGAGGACUCAGGUGAGAAGCCCCCAGAGGAGGCCCCGAGACCCCCGGCUCCAGGGCCUGUGCUGGGGAACAUUGCAAGAAGGAAGACACUGAAGGUCCAGCCUUUCCUGCCAGCAUGGCUGGCAAAGCCAAGCUGGGUCAAGAAGAGCGUCACUGAGGAUCUUACUCCUAUCGAAGACAUCCAUGAGGUUCACCCUGACUUGCAGAAGCAGCUGAGGGCUAAUGGCAUCUCUUCCUACUUUCCAGUCCAGGCAGCUGUGAUUCCUGCCCUCUUGGAGAGUGCAGAUAGUGGGUUUCUAGUAGGCAGAGGUGGAUACCAACCUAGUGACCUCUGUGUGUCUGCCCCAACGGGCAGUGGGAAAACACUGGCAUUUGUUGUCCCUGUGGUACAAGCCCUGCUGCAUCGAGUGGUCUGCCACAUCCGUGCACUGGUUGUGCUUCCUACUAAGGAGCUGGCCCAACAGGUGAGCAAAGUAUUCAACAUCUACACGGAUACCACACCUCUGCGGGUUGCUUUGGUGACUGGACAGAAGUCACUGGCCAAGGAGCAGGAGAGCCUUGUCCAGAAGACGGUAGAUGGUUACCGAUGCCUGGCUGAUAUUGUGGUGGCCACACCUGGCCGCCUGGUGGACCACAUUGACCAGACCCCAGGAUUCAGCUUCCAGCAGCUCCGCUUCCUGGUAGGCCACCUUCUGGACACUUGA